AUGGAAAAUGGAGCGACAGAUGGUCCCGACGACGACCCCUCAGGGCACAUACAUGUCUAUAGUAGCGCUCAGCAGCAGCGAGGAGCGUCGUUCAACGCUGCUGCUCUCGACGGUUCCGCCACGCUUGCGUCUUUUCCCGCCGUCGUCGGCGCAACACCCGUCUCCGGCGCAGUAAAAUACCCCAAUAGGGAGAGUUUGGAUCCAUCGCCUGCAUCUGCUGCUCGCGAGGCAUCGUCCCCAGCCACACCACCACCACCUGGCAUCGCAGCACCAGCUCCUGCUGCUUCUCCUCUUGCCGCCUCUCCUGCCAACACGGCCCCUCCUGCAACUCCUGCUGUGGUGGCGGCCGGUGGAGCUGCAGCUGCUGCUGUUGCUGCUGGGGUUGGCAGUGGUGGGUGGGGAGUGCCACCCAGCAUCGGUGCUCAUCAGCACAUACUGGCACAAGGAACGGUGCAGCAAGGCGCAGUGCUGCACCAAGCGGUGCAAUGCGGUUCCCCUCGAAACCCUUCUUGUAGGGAACCGUCUGCAGAUCCUUCCUCUGUGUCGCUUGCUGCUGCUCCGUCUGCCACCUGCGUUUCUCCUCCCCCGGAUUCCUCUGCGACCCUCUCACCUCGUCCACUUGCCUCUCCUCACCAGUCCUGCUUCACACAAUCUCAGAUCCCAGCACCUGCUGCCACGUCAGCAGAUGCGGGCGCAGCAAGUGCGCAUGCUGCUGCCACGUGUGCAGUGGGCUACAGUGGCUUGUCUGGUGCUAUUGCUCCAGCAGGGCCUGUCGUUGCUUCUGCUCUGUAUGCCACUCAGCUGACUAGUAGGGUCCUGGCAGGCCGUGUGGGAAGUAGCACAGGCCAGCAGCAGGGUACACUGACCGGGGGUGCUGCCUCCUCCCAGCUCAUGGCCUCUCUCACUGCAGCGCCAGCGGUGGGGACAGGAGCUGUGGCGAGUGCAGGAACAAAAUCGUCUCCAGCAAGAGCAGCAGGCAGCAGCGCACAGCACCCUGCAGCUGCAGCAGCAGGCGCAGGAGGAGGAGGGGGGGGCGGAGGAGGUGCAGCAGAGAGUGCGUCACAGUUGUCAGAAGCGCUGGCAGCCGCGGCAGCAGGGGGUGCCGCGGGGACAGGGGGAGCAGCGGGGGCGCAGCUGUCAGCAGCGCUGGCGGCAGCGGGGGGCAGCAGUGCGCAGCUGUCGGCUGCACUGGCGGGCCUCACGGGGAGCAGCAGAGGCACCGCCUCCAAUGAACCCCGCCUCAGAGACGUGCUCAGUGACCCCCUCACGGGUCGCCUGCUUGAUGACGCCGUGGUGGGGUGCUGCGGCCAUUCCUUCGGAGGGGCAACGCUGGCCGUUGUGCGCGAAUCAAGCACGUGCCCCGAGUGUGGUGCGCACAUUGACGCCGCCACGCUCACCCCCAACCUCACUCUGCGUGCCGCCGUCGCCGCCUUCCGCCGCGAGUCCAGCUCCCUCGCUGCCGCCGCCAUGGCUGCUGCUGCUGCCGCCGCUGCCCAGCUAUCCGCGGACACGCCCACCCACGCGCACCACCACGCCUCCUCAGCCUCACAGCACUCCCCGUCACUCUCCUUCGCUGUCGCUGCUGCCGCCGCUGCGGCCACAGCAGCCGGGUCCCCACCAGCAGCGCCCAUGGGGGGCCGAGGAGGGGCAUCCCUCCUCUCCUCCUUCACCGCUUCCGCCUCUCCUUCUGCCUCGAAGCCCGCCGCCCCGCUCCAAACCCUCCCUGGUCCGGCCCGAACCAGCUACACACCUCCAGGCUCGGUCACCGCAGCCAGCCUCCGAGCCUCAACCGAGGCUCCCCAGGCGGGCACACAACAACCCGCCCAUCCCGCACCAGUCCGGCCCGUUCGAUCCUCCAGCACAGCCCAGUUCCCGUUCCGAGUGAACGACGUGGUGCUGAUCAAGGGCAACAAGCGCACGCCGGAGCACUUCAUAGGGCGCAAGGCCAUCAUCACCACGCAGUGCCUGAACGGGUGGUACAUGGUGCGCACGCUCGAUGGCGCCGCUGAUGAGGUGCGCCUGCAGUACCGGUCGCUGGAGAAGAUCCAUGCUGCUGGUGGUGUUGGGGGAGGAGGGGCAGGGGGGAGUGGCGGGGGAGGAGGAACGGAUGGGGUUGGUGCUGGCGGGGUUGGCGGGGGAAGUGUGGUGACAGGGAGUGGGGGAGGGGGGAGAGGAGGGGCGGGUGGAGGCGAGGGGGAGAGUCAUCGGCUGCUGCCGCCAGCAGGGGUGCCGCGGGGGCGAGGGGCGGGGCAUGGUGGAGCACGCAGAGAGACCAAAGCCAUGGGGCGGGGCAGGGGGGGACGGGGAGCGGGGAGGGCGGCAACGAAUGCGUCGCCCAUCAGCACGCCCGCCUCGCUCUGCGGCAGUCUCUCCACGCCCAACGCCUCCCUCUGGACCGGUUCGGUGGCAGGUUCGGCAGCAGCGUCGGAUGCAGCGGGGGGGGCAUCGCGGUCAGUGUCGGUGUCUGGUGACUUUGGCAUGUGCAGCGGGCCGGCAGGGGAGGUGGAGCAGGGCGCCAUGUCCACCACUCCCAGAAGCGGCACCUCCCAUGUCACCCGCAUGUCCCAUGCCGCCCCCAUGCCCCACAUGCCCCAUGUUCCCCACAUGCAUGGUGGUCGUGCUAUGGCUGCGACUACACCGCACACUAGCAUGUCAACGCCUCAUCACGCCAUGCCGUCUGCCCACCACAGCUCAUCAACGGCUCCACAGAGCACGGUGGUUUAUCCAACGGCCAGCAGCGCGCCCACCACGCCUGCUUCCAUUGGCCACGCUGCCAUGCCCAUGCCUGCAAGCCCAGGCUUGGCCGUGCCUGCCAGUCCAGGCCCGGCCGUAGCAGCAAGCCCAGGCUCGGUGGGGCGAGUGCAGCGAGGGCUGGGUGUGCAGGCGAGCCCAGGCUCGGCAACGUUCCGUCCCUUGUUCCAGACAGGCCGGGGGUAUGCUGCGCAGAGAACCGAUCCUGGAGGAGGUUCGGUAGUGGACGGGGCGGCAGGUGCAUCAGGGGUGGCAGGAGGCAGAGCUGAGGGGUGUGCUGCGAUGGGUGAGGGGACAGGGCUGACGGGCUCAGUGCAAGCAACCAGAUUCGGUGCCCCACAAGCGGUGAGCUUCGCAGCAGCUGAGUUGUCGACAGCGGGAGCAGCAGCAGGUGGUGCUGUAGCAGCAGGGACGGAUGGGACAGCAGGGCAGGGGCAUUCCCUAGUAAUGGGCGGUCAGAGGCCACCUGAAGGGGUGCUGAGGGGUGAAGGGUUCGGGCAGCAAGUGGGUGUGCAGACUACAGGGCAGUGUAUGGUGCAGCAGCCCCUAGGUCAGCAGGGUCAGAUGGGGCAGCAGGGUCAAAUGGGGCAGCAGGGUCAGAUGGGGCAGCAGGGUCAAAUGGGGCAGCAGGGUCAAAUGGGGCAGCAGGGUCAAAUGGGGCAGCAGGGUCAAAUGGGGCAGCAGGGUCAAAUGGGGCAGCAGGGUCAAAUGGGGCAGCAGGGUCAAAUGGGGCAGCAGGGUCAAAUGGGGCAGCAGGGUCAAAUGGGGCAGCAGGGUCAAAUGGGUCAGAUGGGUCAAAUGAGUCAGCUUGUCCUUCAGGAGCAGAGCCAACCAUUCAAUCAGCCCGGUCAACCAAGUCAGCAAGGCCAAGCGAGUCAAGGCUAUGCACCGCCAGGUCAGCAGCAGUGGAGCACAUCACAGGGGCCAGGGCCGCGGCCAGGAGGUGCAGAGACAGCGCAGGGGUGGCAAGCAGCAGUGCAGGGGCAGGGGGCUACUGCCGUGCAAGGGGCAGGGGGCGUGAUUCUGAGUCCGAUGAGCGUGGGUGGAGGGCAAGGCGGUGCAGUGGUUGGUGCCGCCCUCUGCCUCCUGCUACCGUUUCUCGUCCUAUUCUUUCACUCCCUUGCUUCCUUCUCCCCUCAUCUACCUCUUCGCUCCUCGUCCUUUACGCCUUGUCUUGCGAAUCUGCCCUCUCCCCACCCCUCUCCCCCCACCGCUCUCCCCAUCCCUCUCCUUGCUCUCGGAUCUCCCCUGCAGGGCGGUGGGUUCACAAGCAGCAGCGGAGCACACCUCCUUCCUUUGCCCGCCACUCAGAGCCUUGCCGCCCAGCAGAUCAUGGCAGCCACGCAGCAGCAGCAGCAGCAGCAAAGUGUGAUGUCUUCUCAGCACAAUCUGUUGCAACAGCAGCAUCAGCAGCAGCAUCAGCAGCAGCAGCAGCAGCAGCAGCAGCAACAGCAGCAGCAGCAGCAGCUACAGCAGCAGCAGCAGCAGCAGCAGCAGCAGCAGCAGCAGCAGCAGCAGCAGCAGCAGCAGCAGCAGCAGCAGCAGCAGCAGCAGCAGCAGCAGCAGCAGCAGCAGCAGCAGCAGCAGCAGCAGCAGCAGCAGCAGCAGCAGCAGCAGCAGCAGCAGCAGCAGCAGCAGCAGCAGCAGCAGCAGCAGCAGCAGCAGCAGCAGCAGCAGCAGCAGCAGCAGCAGCAGCAGCAGCAGCAGCAGCAGCAGCAGCAGCAGCAGCAGCAGCAGCAGCAGCAACAAGGUGUGUUUGGCAGCGAGCAUAUGCUGGAGGCGCAGCAGCAGAGGCAGCGGGUGCAGUGGCGGGCGGCAGCAGAGGCGGAGGUGGAGAGGAGCUCUGGGAACGGCGCAGAGAACAACAAGAGGUCGGGAAACGGCUGUGCCCCCCCUACAGUAGCAGCACCGGUAUCACCACCACAGGCACCACAGGCAUCGUCGGUAGCAACAACAAUCCUUCUUCCCUCCCACGCGAGCAGCUUGCAAUCACAGAAGCAACUGCAGCAGGAGAUGCAAUCUGCAUUGCAGGGGGCGGAGAGGGUGACUACAACGAGGCCUUUGCCUGUGACUAUGGUGAGAUCGGGCUCGAGGAUUUGUCACGUGGGGGGGGCGAGCUUGACACCGGCGGACUGGACUGGUUCGACCAGUUUUGAGAAAGAAGGGAGGAGCGGUGGGCUGUCGGCUGCAGCUGUGCUGCAUGCAUGCCCGUUGAAUGUGGUGGCAGGUGGUGCUCCAAAGGAUAUGCAGCUUCUUGAUCAUUCUCAAAGAUCUUGCACAAUUACUGCAGCCAUGCCGUACUCAUACCCAUUGGAUGUGGCAGGAGGUGCUGCUUUAGAAGACAAGCAGCUUGGGCUUUUGGGACUGAAGCCUGUGAAUGGAAGCCAGCAGUGCAACCGAGCGCUUUUCACAGACUCGCCUUCCUCCCCGCAUGCCCCCUCACCAGCCCCUGCCGCAUGCCUUGCCCGUCCCAAUAGGCCCACCGUUGCUGCCAGUGGUGCUGCCAGUGUUGCGUCUGCCACCGUUGCAUCUGCCAACAUUGCAAGCGCCGUGGAGGCUGCUUCUGCAGCUUGCUCAGGGCCUUGGGUGAAGGCCAGUGCUUGGGAUGCUGCUUGGGGUGCUGUGGCUGCCAGUGGUGCUGCUGGCAAGGAUGCAGUGACAGGAGCUAGUGUUGUGGAGGAGAAUGGUGGUGAUGCUCCUGAUACGUACGCCAAUGGGGUCGAUGCUGAUGCUCCUGAUGCUGCUCCUGAUGCGCAUGCAUCGGUGCAUGCUGCGAGUUUCAACACACAGUCGCCAUCUAACCCUCUGGUGAGUGUGACAGCAGAUGAUGCAGGGGCAGGUUCGAUGGAAGAGAGGGAAGAGGAGGGAGAAAAAGAAGUGGCAAGGGCAGGUGCAAUGGAAGAGAGGGAAGGAAAGGAAGUGGCAGGGACAGGUGCAAUGGAAGAGAGGGAAGAAAAGGAAGUGGCAGGGACAGGUGCAAUGGAAGAGAGGGAAGAAAAGGAAGUGGCAGGGACAGGUGCAAUGGAAGAGAGGGAAGCGAUGGGAGAAAAAGAAGUGGCAGGGUCAGGUGCAAUGGGAAAGAGGAAAGAUGGAGAAGAGGAAGUGGGAGGGGAAGGGGAAGAAGGGGGGAACGGAGAAUUGGGAGGAGAAGGGGAAGAUGGAGAAGAAGAGGAUGUGGGAGGGGAAGGGGAAGAAGGGGGGGAAGGGGAGAGUAAGGAGAAACAGGGGGCGCAGGAAGGGGGAUCAGAUGCGGGCAAGGGGGAUAGGGGAAGGGGAGAGGAGGGACGUAAUGAGAAUGGGGGGAGGGGCGAGGAGGGAGAGGGGGGCGGUGAGUGGGGUGGAGGAGGUGGCGCGGGGGGAGGCGAGGAUGGGGAGGAAGGAGGAGAUAACAGGGGAGAUGGUGAUAGGGGAGAUGGUGAUAGGGGAGAUGAGGGAGAGGAUGAUGAGGGAGAGGAUGAUGAGGGAGAGGAGAAGAAAGCAGAAGGGGACGAGGAAGGGGAAGGGGAAGAGGAAGAAGCAGGAAGAGAAGAGGAGGGUGGGGCUGAAGGGGCGGCAGCGGUGGGCGCUGGGGCAGAGAGGAGCGGGACAGCCGGGGAGUGCAGUGAGGGAGGGGAGGUGAACGUGAGGCGGCUUGGAGCUGGCUCUAUCAGCCAUGCGGGCCGUGUGGGCUCAACCCUCUGUUCUGACACACAGGCCGUGGCGGUGUCAUCACAAGGGGCGGCGCCAUCACAGGGGGCGAUGAUGCUAUUAUCAGGGGCGACCCCAUGGCAGGGCGGCAGGGCAGGGGAGGGCAAGGACAGCACCACCACUGCCUCCGCCUCUCCCAAAGUGAGUCAUCUCACCAAUGUGUGCCGCUUGCAAUGCAAAUUGCUGCACCCUGCCCUCGUUCCCCCACCCCCUUGGUUAGGCGAAGAUGAGGAGGCGUUGGUGGGGGAGGGGCGUGAGGAGGAACGAAUGGUGGUUGAAACCGAGCAGGGGAAUGAAGGGAGGGAGGAGGGAAAUGAGGAGGGCAAUGAAGAGGGAUACGAUGAGGGUGUGAGACAAGGGGAAACAGGCGAGGGGGGGAGUGAGGAAGAGGAGGAAGAGGGCUUGCUAGGGAUGGAGAGUGCAAAUGAGUGUGUGGGUAGCACACAAGUGGUCCGGCCUGGAAGCAUGGCUGCGAGUGCAGGUGGUGGGGGUGGUGGUGGGGAUGGUGAUGGUGAUGGUGAUGGUGAUGGUGAUGGUGAUGGUGAUGGUGAUAGUGAUGGUGAUAGUGACGCUGGUGGUGAUGGUGAUAGUGUUAGUGAUGGGGAUAAAGGAAAGGAGAUGGACGUGAGUGUGCUGGCACCCCAGGCGGAAGGGAGUGCUGCUGGUGUGGCAGAGGAGACAGACGAGCAGGAGGGCGAGCAGGAGGGCGAGCAGUUGCAGCAGGAAGCAGAAGAGGACCAGAUGCAGAGGCAGGAGCAGGAGCGGCAAAGGGUGAGUACGCUUGCCGUCUCCAAUAUGAACGCUGGUGCUGAUUAUGAUGGUAGGGGCGCUGGCUUUGCUGCCAGGCGUGGCGGUGAGAGUGGCAGCACAGCUGCCCGUGCUGCCAUGGCUGUAGGGGCUGCGCUCGCAGGGCAGUGCAAGGAGGCACGUGGGGUGUUGAGCGAGGAAGGGAUGAGCAGGGAGGGUGGUGAGGGCAGUGCGGGUGGCGCGGGUGGGCAGGAUGAGCAGGAGAAGGGGGGCGGGACGGGCGGGGCGUGUGAGCAGGGAAGCGCGGGUGAGAGGGAAGGGGGCGCAGAACAAGAGGUGGGAGCCAAAGCGGAGGGCAAGAGACGCCGUGGCCUAGACCGCCGCCGUCGCCCCCAAUCGCCCGCCAUUUCUUCUCCCGCGGGCAUUUCGCCCGUCAGUUCUGCUCCCGAGGGCAUUUCGCCCGUCAGUUCUGCUCCCACAGGCAUUUCGCCCGUCGGUUCUGCUCCCGCGGGCAUUUCGCCCGUCAGUUCUGCUCCCGCGGGCAUUUCGCCCGUCAGUUCUGCUCCCGCGGGCAUUUCGCCCGUCAGUUCUGCUCCCGCGGGCAUUUCGCCCGUCAGUUCUGCUCCCGCGGGCAUUUCGCCCGUCAGUUCUGCUCCCGCGGGCAUUUCGCCCGUCAGUUCUGCUCCCGCGGGCAUUUCGCCCGUCACUUCUGCUCCCGCGGGCAUUUCGCCCGUCACUUCUGCUCCCGCGGGCAUUUCGCCCGUCACUUCUGCUCCCGCGGGCAUUUCGCCCGUCAGUUCUGCUCCCGCGGGCAUUUCGCUCGUCAGUUCUGCUCCCGCGGGCAUUUCGCUCGUCAGUUCUGCUCCCGCGGGCAUUUCGCCCGUCAGUUCUGCUCCCACGGGCAUUUCGCCCGUCACUUCUGCUCCCGCGGGCAUUUCGCCCCAGCAGCAGCGGCAGCAGCGGCAGCAGCAGCUGCACCCUCCCUUCCCCCUCUCCCUCCUCCUCUCCCUCUCCCCCCCCCCUCCUCAGCAGCAGCAGCAGCAGCGUGAGGUGCGCAGCGGCAGCAGCGGCAGCGGCAGAAGGAGUGCAGCGGCAGCAGCAGCAUCAGUAGCAGCAGCAGGAGGAGGAGUGCAGCAGCAGUAG
This is a messenger RNA of Closterium sp. Naga37s-1, 8328 nucleotides long. Lineage: Eukaryota; Viridiplantae; Streptophyta; Zygnematophyceae; Desmidiales; Closteriaceae. The record is from the annotation of a GenBank genome assembly.